This is a messenger RNA of Galeopterus variegatus (Sunda flying lemur), 622 nucleotides long. RefSeq names its product zinc finger protein 717-like. The coding region runs from base 188 to 622 and encodes 144 amino acids. The transcript has 2 exons. NCBI's taxonomy places the organism in Eukaryota, Metazoa, Chordata, Mammalia, Dermoptera, Cynocephalidae. The record is from RefSeq and is a predicted model, not a curated record.
AAUGCUAUUUAGGUAGGAUUUUAUUCCAUAAAGAAUGCAUCAUCCCUCUCCAUAGAAACGUUGAAAUUGGCCCUGUCAUUUCAAAGCAUCUUAAGAUGAGCUCUUGUCAUCCUUUCAAGAACCUGACAACAAUUUUGCAAAGUCCCUGUUAUUAUCCAUUAAAGGGUACUGCAUUACCAAACCUGAAAUGAUCUUCAAGUUGGAGCAAGAAGCAGAACAAUGGACAAUAGACUCCCAAAACCAGAGUCUACAAUAUGUUCAGAUAGUCGAAGCUCUAAUUACAAAAAGCCAAGAACGUCAUAAUACACAUUUGCAGGAUGUUGUAAUUACCAACAGCAAUACAUCAACUGAGGAGAGAGUUGAAAUAGAACAAGCAUUUCAUUUGAGCUCAAACCAUAUUUCAAAUUCAAUUAUAAAUACUGAAAAGUAUUUAGGAAUGAGGUGCAAAGAGUUCAGUGUAUGUCGGAAUGCACUUCCUCCUAGAGAGGCUGAUUGGAUGCAUGCUGGAGAGAAAUCUGAUGAGGGCAAUAUAACUGGGAAAUUGUGGAGACAUUGUGAGCAUCUUUAUCAACAUUCUAAGAUUCAUGCUCAGCAGCAGGCUUUUGAAUAUAGUGGACAAUGA